AUGAAGUUCCAUCUUUUCUUCUCGCUCCUCCCUCUGGUCAGCCCUGUCUGGGCUGCAGCAAUUCCUUCAGGAUGUCCCCUCGAUCCUCAAUCCAAGGAGUAUUGUCAGGGCACGAAAAAUGAUGCCUCCUUGAAGGGUACUUAUUUAUGCGGCGACAAACUCCUCGGACCUCUGGACUUCCGCACCAACACCACCCUUGGUACCAUGCUGGACAAUUACAAGCCCUUUGGCGCAUUGUGCCCCGGCGACUUCCUAAAGAAGUACAAAGUAAGCGGCCAAGAUCGAUUCUCCUACCCUCCUCAGGACGGCUUUCAACUCGCAAAAGUUGGGAACGACGCCGUCCCCAUAUAUAACAAGAAUAUCACCUUGAACAUCAAUUUCAUGCUGGACCGAUUUGGUGGCGAGGGCGGCAAGUUUCUGUCCGACUAUCAAACACCCUACGAGAAACGGGCUCUCCCACCUGGUAAUCUUGAGGAGCGGCCUGGUCAGCCUGGGACGUUGAGCCGCCGGAAUAACUACUAUGUAUACCGAGUUGUCAAAGCAUUUACCGUUUUGAGUGGACCUAUUGCUCCUUGGUUUGAGCAGCCCGGCAUGGGUAUUCAGUACCUGUUGGAUAGGAAUGUGUCGUCCUACGUGCUGGAGGGGUACUUGGAGAGGGUGCCGGCGAAGUAA
Molecule: messenger RNA, 672 nt
Organism: Pochonia chlamydosporia 170
Lineage: Eukaryota; Fungi; Ascomycota; Sordariomycetes; Hypocreales; Clavicipitaceae
Exons: 2
Coding region: 1-672 (223 amino acids)
Source: RefSeq, a predicted model, not a curated record